This is a messenger RNA of Plenodomus lingam JN3, 1344 nucleotides long. RefSeq lists its product as uncharacterized. Gene Ontology annotation, molecular function: hydrolase activity, acting on carbon-nitrogen (but not peptide) bonds, in cyclic amidines. The record is from RefSeq and is a predicted model, not a curated record. Lineage: Eukaryota; Fungi; Ascomycota; Dothideomycetes; Pleosporales; Leptosphaeriaceae.
AUGCCCAAAGGACAACAUGAGCACGGCCGACUUGGAGACACGCUAGACACCAUUGCAGGCGUGCGCAUACCCAACAAACCAUCAUCCUCGCUAUGGGACAUUGCCAUCCAGGACGGACGGAUAGCUUCGAUUGAUGCCCACGCUUCCAAAGGCACCAAUAUCGCCUCUAGUGCCCGCACGUUGGACGGAGCGAAUCGCCUCAUUGCCCCCUCGCUCUGCCACUCCCACAUCCAUCUUGACAAGUGCUUUCUUCUGCAAGACGCAAAGUUUAGUCAUCUCCAGAUCGAAAGCGGCGAUUUCAAAGAAGCCAUGGAACUGACUGGGGAAGCCAAGUCCCAUUUUGAAGAACAAGAUCUGCUUCGAAGAGGUCGGCAGCUCAUCCAAGAGAGUAUUCAACACGGCGUUACAGCCAUGCGAGCGUUUGUUGAGGUAGAUGGAAUAGUCGGGGAAAAAUGUCUGCAUGCAGGGCUGAAGCUGAAGAAAGAGUUCAAAGAUCAAUGCCAAGUGCAGUUAUGCGCAUUUGCCCAACUGCCACUGUUCUCUGGCGAUGAUCGUGGUGCAGCCGUUCGUAAGCUGAUGAGCAGAGCAGCAUCGUAUAGCGCAGUCGAGGCAUUAGGCAGCACUCCCUACGUGGAGGACAAUCAUAGUCUUUCCAAAGACAAUGUCCAGUGGGUCACCCAGCUGGCACUGAGCCACAACAAGCAUUUAGAUCUCCAUCUUGACUACUUUAUCGAAGAAGGUAAACAGCCUCUGGUGUGGGAUGCCCUAACACUCAUAAGAGAGCAGCAUUGGCUGGAGCGUACAGGCAAGACGAUAUCCUUCGGACAUUGUACUCGUCUGUCCAGAUUCCAAGAGGACGACUGGAAGAAGUUACGGUUAACGAUUGGCGAGCUUCCCGUCACAUUUGUAGGCCUGCCUACCUCGGACUUGUUCAUCAUGAAGACGCCCGACGAUGCGCGUGCAACUUUGCCCGUCACUGCCCUCAUCAACGAGUUCGAGUUGAACGCUACUAUUGCGCUCAACAACGUCGGGAAUGCAUUCACGCCUACUGCGAGCUGUGACCCAUUGAGCAUUGCACAGCUUGGGGUUGUGCUAUAUCAUGCGGGCACAAAGAAGGACACUGAGCUACUCUACGAAACCGUCUCCUCCCGUGCUAAAGCUGCCAUUGGCGUGGAGGGGACGUCGCUAAGUCUCGAGGUCGGAGAACCGGCUGAUUUUGUGCUGUUCGAUAGAAUGGAUGUUGGCUGGAGAUGCAGGAAAAGCGUCUCAGAGGUGGUGUACGAUGCUGGCCAAAGCCGUCAAACGAUUUAUCGAGGCCGAGUCACUGCACACGAUUCAAGGUAG